This is a messenger RNA of Anoplophora glabripennis (Asian longhorned beetle), 1376 nucleotides long. RefSeq names its product ester hydrolase C11orf54 homolog. Gene Ontology annotation, cellular component: nucleus. Bases 180 to 1133 code for a protein of 317 amino acids. NCBI's taxonomy places the organism in Eukaryota, Metazoa, Arthropoda, Insecta, Coleoptera, Cerambycidae. The record is from RefSeq and is a predicted model, not a curated record. The transcript has 8 exons. Gene Ontology annotation, molecular function: hydrolase activity, acting on ester bonds; zinc ion binding.
AAUUGUGGAAUUGUUUUCAUUUCAAGCAUAAACUAAAUAAAUAUUUUAUUUACAUUUCUAGAUAACUUUAUUUGACCUGUUGUUAAGAAUAAAUUAUAUAAUUAAAGAAUAAUUAAAACUCACUAUCAGUUAUACUGUGCCUUUCAAGGAAAUAUAAUUGGUUAAUAAAAUUCAGGAAUAUGGCACUGGAUCCAAAAAGUUUACCAGUAGAAAAAAAAUCACUGUAUGUGCCUCCUUUACAAGAAAUAGCCGAUGCUCUAAACAAAGGAUUAACAACCAAUUUUGCAGAAGUAAAUGUAGAAGUUGUAGAUAGUCCCGACUUGACCCAAAAACCCUUCAGUUUAGCUAGCAAAGGCCUAGGAGGAAACCCAAAAAUAGUUGAAAUUGGAGGACCUCCUUAUUUGCUACCUAUAGUCGACCGAAAAAAAGUGUACGAUUUAAAAGACAUUGCAAAUCUAAUUAAUUCCAACCCUGCAUUUAUAAUUGGAGCUGGAGCUGGCCCACAUCCUUAUAUUGGUGUCAACUGUGAAGGUAUCUUAAAUCUCAAUAUUGUAAAUGGAUCGGUAGAACAGCACUCGAGAAUAUCAAAAGUUGAUCAAAAUGACGAAAACUCCAUACAAGAGAUACUUCCUAACAGUGAAUCUCGCAUAGCUCUUCUAGCAAAUUUAUUAUUUUCUGAAGGCAAACCAGGAAAGGUUCUUAAAGUACAUGUUAAAAAACGCAUCGGACCUAAGGACUUUAUUGCUAGUAUAAGAACUGUGUUAGAAGAAGUAUAUAAGGGCAAAUUAGUAGGAUUAGGAGGAGCAUUUUUAAUAAAAGAGGGUAAGGUAAAACAACACGUAAUGAGAGACUUCUCAAAGACUCCUUUAGAAAAUGAAGAAGACCUCAACAACUGGUUGAAAUUUUAUAAUAUGUCUGCGCCAUUAGUUGCUUUGGGAACACUAGUUAAUGGAGAUGGAGGGCUUGACUUGAGGGUGCAACAUUUUCACAGCUUCAGCCACCACGGAGAAGCUGGCCAUUAUCAUUAUGAUACAACUCCUGAAACUGUUGAAUAUUUGGGCUAUUUUAUUACUGGAGAUGAAAUUUAUCGAAUUGACAAGCCUGUAGCUACCCAUACUUGGGGAAGAGAUUAGGUUUUACUUAAAGUGCAAUAUUAAAUUUUGUACCUAAGGGAUAAUUAUGAUUUAAUAGCCGAAAUGCACUUAAUGACCAUAUCUAGUAACUAAAAUAAUUUUAGCACAAUGUUUUACAUUAAUUUUAAAUAAUGUAAAAUGUUAGGUACUUCUAGGCACAAUAAAUUGAUUGUUAAAAAAAGCACACAUAUUAUCAAUAAAUUAUCUUUGACCCACAAUUAACAUUAUAUUUGUAAGUUCUGA